This is a messenger RNA of Amblyraja radiata (thorny skate), 1643 nucleotides long. It is a transcript of the gene pdss1, whose product is annotated as prenyl (decaprenyl) diphosphate synthase, subunit 1. The transcript is spliced from 11 exons. The coding region runs from base 29 to 1282 and encodes 417 amino acids. The record is from RefSeq and is a predicted model, not a curated record. Gene Ontology annotation, cellular component: transferase complex; mitochondrion. Gene Ontology annotation, biological process: ubiquinone biosynthetic process; isoprenoid biosynthetic process. Gene Ontology annotation, molecular function: prenyltransferase activity. NCBI's taxonomy places the organism in Eukaryota, Metazoa, Chordata, Chondrichthyes, Rajiformes, Rajidae.
AGGGCGGGACGAGACGAGACCAACCAAAAUGGCGCUGCCUUUGAGCCGUUGCCGCGCGUGGAACGUGAGGCGGGCGUUCGCGGGCGGAGUGUGGAGCGCGAGCGGCGGUUUCAACGGUCACUGGGCUGGGCUGCCCGUGGCGGGAGAUGGCGGGGGCCGCGGGCGCGUGCAGGAGUUGCAUUACUAUCGAAGAAUCCAUUUAAACACUACCAUUCACAAGAAGCCAAAUUCUUCAUGGAGAACUCCAUCCAGACUUAUAUCCACCACGAGGACUAAAUGCUGCUGUAAUCAGGUGCAGAGUGACAAACAGUACAAAGACCCUUACACACUAGCUCAGAAAGAUUUGAAGAACCUAUAUGAUGAAAUUAAGAGGCAAUUAGCAGUGUCUUCAGAUCUUAAAGAAAUCUGUGAUUACUAUUUUGAUGGAAAAGGGAAGGCUUUUCGGCCCAUGGUUGUGAUAUUAAUGGGAAAAGCGUGUAAUCUCCAUCAUGGCAAGAGCAGGGAAUUGUUGAAAAGCCAGCAUUCUGUAGGUAUGAUUGUGGAGAUGAUCCACACUGCCAGCCUCGUGCAUGAUGAUGUUAUUGAUGGAUCAGAAACUCGACGGGGUAAAAUUACAGUAAAUAAAAUCUGGGGAGAAAGAAAGGCAAUUUUGGCUGGAGACUUUGUUCUCUCUUCAGCCUCCAUGGCCCUUGCCCGCCUUGGUAACACCACUGUAGUAUCCAUUUUUACUCGAGCAAUUGAAGAUUUGGUACGAGGGGAAUUUAUGCAGCUGAGUUCCAAAGAAACUGAGAAUGAGAGAUUUGUACAUUACCUUGAGAAAACAUUUAAGAAAACUGCAAGUCUUAUAGCAAACAGUUGUAAAGCAGUCUCGAUACUUGGUAAUUGUAAUUCAGAAGUCCAGGAAAUUGCAUAUCAAUAUGGGAGAAACCUUGGGAUAGCUUUUCAGUUGGUAGAUGAUAUGCUGGAUUUCACCUCGUCCACUAAUCAAUUAGGGAAACCAACUGCAGCCGAUCUAAAGCUUGGAUUGGCAACUGGCCCAGUGUUGUUUGCUUGCCAACAGUUUCCAGAACUGCAUGCUUUGAUAUUGAGGCACUUCAGUUCAGAUGGGGAUGUAGAUCUGGCUUGGGAAUAUGUCCAACAGAGUGAUGGUGUUCAGCAAACCUGCUACCUCGCACAUCAAUAUUGUCAAGAAGCCAUUCGACAGGUUUCCAUGUUGCAUCCUUCACCAGAAAGAGAUGCCUUGAUUCAACUAACAGAAAUUGUACUAAAUCGGCACAAGUAAAAGCCUCUCCACUUCUGGCAGCUAUUGAGAUUACAACUGAACAAAAUCAAAACUGUUUACAUUUUGAACUAACCAUGUUCAUAGCCAAGAUUAAGAAAUUGUUGUUGUGUUGGUGACUACCCAUGGCCUCUGAAUACUGUACAACUUCAAAUCUUAGCUGUCCAUGCAAACUUUUUAUACUGAAGAAUUUAUUAUAAAAGACUGUACAUACAAUUUUAACAGGUUAUAUACAAAUUAAAAGAAUGCAUUGUUUAAGACAAUUGAUAAAACAUCUUAAGGCAGAAGUUAAUAAGAAAGCCUCAGCAUUAUAAUGUAUGGCCCCACCACUGUGCCCUUUCAAAACAAAUAAAUUUAGCUGUCA